Molecule: messenger RNA, 1634 nt
Organism: Ilex paraguariensis (yerba mate)
Lineage: Eukaryota; Viridiplantae; Streptophyta; Magnoliopsida; Aquifoliales; Aquifoliaceae
Source: the annotation of a GenBank genome assembly
CUCCAUUUUGUGCUAAAUUCUAGAGAGAGAAGCACCAAAGCCAGAGUUCCCCUCUUUUACUCGUUAUUUCAACAACAAAUCCACAUACAAAUACAAUUUUUAUCACGAUUUUUAAGCGCUCUUCGCAUUUUUCGCUCAUCUUUCUCUCUCUACCCACCAAACCCCACCUCUUAGAUCUGGCCUUCAACACCCUCCUUGUUGGGUGCAAUUCCCUCAGGUUCGAUUUUUUCUUCAAUCCUUAGAUCUGGGUCUUCGUUAAUUGCUCGGAUUCUUUUUGAUUGAUCCCUUGCUUCAGAUCUGCUGCGGCGCUGAACUGUUUAAAUUUUUAUCUGAAUUUCCCUAUCUUAUUGAAGAUUCAGCUCAUAUUCAUUUCUUGAAAACAGUUUGAAGUGUGCUUCAGUUGGAGGGGAUUUUUCCUUCUAAAAAUUGUAGUCAGAAUGAAAAAGGCUUUUGAUCAAACUGUCAGGGACAUUAAGAGAGAGGUGAAUAAGAAAGUUCUCAAAGUUCCUUCGGUAGAACAGAAGGUUCUUGAUGCUACUAGCAAUGAACCCUGGGGUCCUCAUGGAUCAAACCUUGCUGACAUUGCCCAAGCGACAAGAAAUUAUCAUGAGUACCAAAUGAUCAUGGCAGUGAUCUGGAAGCGUGUCAGUGAUACUGGAAAAAAUUGGAGGCAUGUCUACAAGGCUUUGACGGUUUUGGAAUACUUGGUAGCUUAUGGGUCAGAGCGUGUCAUAGAUGAGAUCAGGGAACAUGCGUACCAAAUAUCGACAUUGUCAGAUUUUCAAUAUAUUGAUUCCAGUGGGAGGGAUCAGGGAAGCAAUGUUAGAAAGAAAUCUCAAAGUCUUGUGGUUCUAGUGAAUGAUAAAGAAAGAAUUCAAGAAGUUCGACAGAAGGCUGCCACUAACAGGGACAAGUAUCGCAAUACAUCAAUGGGUGGCAUGUAUAGGCCCGGUUCAGGAGGAUAUGGUGACAGAUAUGAUGAUGAUCGUUAUGGAAGCAGGGAUGAAGACCGAAAUGGGUAUGGGAGCUCCAGGGAUGAUGAUAAAUACGGUAGGUAUGGGGAUUCAUACAGCCGUGAUGGGGAUCGUUAUGGUAGCGAAUUCGAAGAGCGCUACAACCGAGAUGGCUACAGGGAUGAUGAUUACCGGGGAAGAAGUCAAAGCAUUGAUGACAACCAGUAUGGAUCGAGAAGUAGAAGCUCUGAUAUAGAUAGGGACCGGGCAUAUGAAAAUGAUGGACAGUAUUCUUCUAGAGGAAGUGGUGCCAAAGCUGAUGAUCAUUCUCAGGAUGGAAGUGCUGGCCGGCGGCUUGACCGGAAAUUUUCUGAACAAAAUCUUGGUGCUCCUCCGAGUUAUGAAGAGGCUGUGGGUGAUGCUCGUAGCCCUGUUUAUAGUGAAAGGGAUGGAGAAACUUCAGCAGCAGCUGCCACUAUAUCAUCAACUUCCCCUGUGAGCGGAAACCAUGCAACCACUGCUCCUGGCACUCCAGCUCCUGCACCAGCUCCAGCAGCUCCAGCUCCUGCACCAGCUCCAGCUCCAGAAAAGAAGGAAGUUGAUGGCUUCGAUGAAUUUGAUCCACGUGGUUCAGUUUCAGUACUUCUAUGCGCAGAUGAGUCUUUUGCAGCCAUUGAGUAA